Messenger RNA from Closterium sp. NIES-65, 2904 nucleotides. The record is from the annotation of a GenBank genome assembly. NCBI's taxonomy places the organism in Eukaryota, Viridiplantae, Streptophyta, Zygnematophyceae, Desmidiales, Closteriaceae.
AUGAGCGGGAACGCGGCGUACCGGCCGCCGGGCCCGGUGGUGUAUCCGUCCUUGGACUGGCAACUCGAAGAGUUCCUCGCGUCGUUGCACGCCUCCGGUCACCUCGCCUCGCUCCGCACUCUCGCCCACGCCCGCGCGGAGAAGCGCCGGCUAGCCGUCGCCAAGGCGGAGCGCGAAGCUGCAGCUGCGGCGGCGCAUGGGGAGGAGGAGGAGGAAGAGGCUGGUUUCGAAUCGGAGCGGGACGAGUGGGAGCGAUGGACGCAUCGGCACGCGGAGGGCGAGGAGGAGGAGGAGGACGCGUCGACCAGUACUGACUCGGAGUGGCGCGACUGCGAGCCCGACUUCCGCGACGUCAUGGUUGGCGGCUGCACUCCGCCCACCGCCGCCGGCGGUGGCACCCUCGCGCAGUGGGCCAUGCGGCUGGGAGGCGUCGGCGGGGGAGCCCGGCAGCGCGUGGGGCAAGACUCGGACUUGGUGAUUGGGUGCGAGGAGCGGGAUGGGGGGAAAGACGAGCCGCGGCAGUAUAUUAAAGGCGCCGCGAAUGACGGCGAGGAGCAGGUAGUAACGCUGGCUGAUCUCCAUGGCUUCAUUCAAGAUCUGGAAAUCGACGACGACGAUCUCGCCAAAGCCGGCUGGCGUCAGACGCUCAGCCGCAAGACGGACCGCCUCUCGUGUCGCGCGUGGUCGCGGGAUCCCCCCGACGGCGGACCGACGGUGUACCGCUGCCACAUGGUGAUCCGCGAGUGCAGCGCGGAGGCGGCGCGGGACUUUUUCCUGGACGAGGAUUACCGCGCGGAGUGGGACGACACGCGCGCGCAGGGCAGCCAGAUGCUGGAGGAGUGGGACCCGCGCGGCGAGUGCGUCGCGCGCUGGGUGCGCAAGUUCCCCUUCUUCCUGCGCGACCGCGAGUACGUCGUCGCGCGUCGCGUGUGGUCGCUGCGGUCGCACACGUACCACUGCAUCUCGAAGCUCACCACGCACCCCUCCGCGCCCCCGCGCGCCAACCUCCUCCGCGUGUCCGCCUUAACGUCCAAGUGGCGCGUCGCCGCCGUCACCAACGCGCAACAAAUAUCCGCCAUCUGGCCCCCUGCGCAGGGGACUGCGCAAGCAUCCAAGGUAAAGCCCGCGCGCCGCCAGGCGCAUCCCGGAAACACCGGGGGGGGGAGCGGCGUGUUUUGGAGGCAGGCGAGCGGGGAAGAGUGUGGGGAAAGCAAAUGCGGGGAGUCGCGGCUGCCGGAAGGGGUGGCAGGCCGGGGGGAAGCGGAGGAGAGGCAGGAGAGUGGUUGUUGCGGGGAAUCGGCGGGUUGCGCGGAGCAGGCGUGCGACAUUGUGACGAUCCACGCGGAGGACUCGGGGGUGUCGCGCAACAUCGCCAAGAUGGGCGUGGCGCGCGGCAUGUGGUCGCACGUGGUGAAGAUGGAGGCGGCGCUGCACGCGUACGUGCGCGCGGGGCGCAACGCCAAGCACUCGCUGCCCAUGUUCCUGCUGCACGCCGAUGCCAUGCACGCUGCUGCCUCCGGCAUCAGACCGCUCCCACCGCCGAAGGCGCAGCGGAGCGCGGAAUGGGCGCGGCCCGCGCGCCACACGACCGCCGCGCCAUCUCUGCGCGGCGGUGGCGGGGUUCGAGCGCAUAGCGCGGAAGGCCCACGGUUGCGGGGAGUGCUUGCGAAAUGGGGGAGAGGCGAGGGGCUGGAUAGCAGCGGCGGAAGAUUCAGUCCCGCGCGCGGAUUGAAGCGCGGAUGCAGGGCAGCAGCGGGGGAAGUGGGGGGCGGAGAUGCGGCGCAGGGAUGGGGGGAGUUGGAAGGCAGGUGGCGGUGGUGGUGGGAGGGAUGGGGGGAGGAGGAGACAGGGGAUGAGAGAGGGGGGAGAAGCGGGGGUAGAGUGCGAGACACAUGGGCGGAUUCGUGGCAGGGAAAGGAUGAGGAGUGGAGCCUGGCGUACAGCCGAGAUGCCACCAUUGCCCUCGCACACUCCCUGCUGCAUGGCCCGCUGCACCCAGCACAGGGGGCGGAGGGGAACAAAAAUCCAAAGGAAGCAGGGGGAGCAGAGGCGUUUGGGGGGGAAGUGAUUGGGGAGGAGGGGAAUGAGGGAGGCGGCAAGGAGAGGGGGCCGGGAAGGGUGGUGCUUGUUGGCCACUCGGCGGGCUGUCUGCCAGCCAUAGAGGCAGCUCUCGCCCGCCCCGAUCUCUUCUCUGCCCUCGUCCUCAUCGCACCUGCCCUCGUGCUGCCCCUGCUGCCGCCCCGCACCCGAUCGCCCCCCUCCUCAUCGCCUCCUCGCGCUGCUGAUCACCACUCUGCGGGAGAGGCUGCAGGAGGAAACGAGGGAGAGGCAGGGUUAGGAGAGGGGAAAGAAGGAGCAGGAGGAGCAGGAGAAGCAGGAGGAGCAGAAGAAGGGGGGGAAGAAGCAAGGGAUGGCGGGGCCAAACGGGGGGGCGUUGCCCUCACCUGCUCGCCCCACCUGCCCUCCGCCCUCGCUGCUCUCGUGUUGCGAUGCGAGCUCAUGCGACUCAUGGUGCGAGCAGUGAUGGGCACCGUGGGAGUGGCAGCAGUCAAGCAGGCAUGGAGUAAUCCGUCCCUCUGCUCGCCAGCCAUUGUUGAUGGUUACACCAAGCCCCUGGCGUGUCGCAACUGGGACAGGGCGCUGAUAGAGUUCACAGUAGCAGCCACGCUCAACCCCAACACGGCCACCAAGCUGCAUGCACUUAACCUCCCAGUCCUUGUUGUUGCAGGUAGGCAAGAUAAGAUACUUCCCCACUGGAGCGCCAGGAGGGUAGCAGCAGCAUUGCGUAAUGCCAAGCUGGUAAUUCUGGAAGAGUGUGGCCAUGUCCCACAAGAGGAAAACCCAGAUGUGCUGCUGACUGCCAUUGCUGACUUCUUAGGUCACUCUGGACCUCUAUUCGACUAA